GGAAAGGGGGCGGCGCCUCGCUGGCAGCAGGAGUUGUGUAAGGGGAGAGUGAGAGUGAGAGCAGCACAUUGAUGAGCUGAGAGUUCGUUGUGUAAGCAGGAUCUGCGGGGCACUGCAGAGGGGCUAACAAAAUGUUUGGCACUGUGGUGGUGGGGAUCGGAAUUGCUGGAUCUGUGCGGCUAAGAGACAUGCUGAAUCCGAUGCCUUCCAGCCCUUCUGAGCAUCUGAAGCUGGUUGGCUUUGUAUCCAGAAGAACGCUGGGUAGCAUUAACGAGGUCAAGCAGAUUGGCCUACAAGAUGCUCUGGGAAACAAAGAGAUCCAGGCGGCCAUCAUCAGCACUGACAACAAAAGCCAUGAGGAGAAUGUCAGGAUGUUCUUGGAGGCUGGGAAACAUGUCCUUGUCGAGUACCCCAUGGCACUGUCCGCUAGCACAGCACGUGAGCUCUGGGAGCUGGCUGAGCAGAAAGGUAAAAUCCUCCAUGUGGAGCACAUUGAACUUUUGACAGAAGAGUACAAGCAGCUGAAAAAGGAAGUGGCUGGGAAGGAGCUUGUGAAAGGAACAUUACAUUUCACAGGUGGUGCCUUGGAUGAAGAGCGAUCAGGCUUCCCAGCUUUCAGUGGAAUUGCCCGCCUGACUUGGCUCAUUGACCUCUUUGGAGACCUCACUGUCACCUCAGCCACUCGAGAGGAACAGAAAGAAGAGAGUUAUUCCAGAAUGACAGCACAUUUUCAGACUGCAAACAAGAAACCUCUGACAUGGAUUGAAGAAAGGGGACCAGGGAUGAGACGUGAUAAGAAAAUCAGCUUCUGUUUCAAAAGUGGUUGCCUGGAGAACCUCCCUGAGGCCCCGAGGUCUGCUGUGGGCCUCUUCAUGCAAGACCAGAACCUCUUUGCCAAAAAACUGUUCUGCCAGGUCUCCAGAGAAGAGCUGGCUGCUGAGAAGUGGCGCGUCCUGCGGUGCCUGGACCUCGCAGAGGAGAUUCGGCAGCACUGUGAACGGCCGGCGGAAAUCCAUUCCUAAGGCCCCUCUUUAUGAGAAAGGGACUGUGGUAGUCAGAGGCUGAGUAGAGCUGCAGCUUAGUGUUCCCAUAAAACAGCUUGUUGGCAGUUAACUUCUAUUUGGUUGGGUCUUACCAUUAAUAUCCGUGGGGCUUCGCUCAGAAGCUUGGGCCCCACAAGCGUUUUAGGCUGUAUGAGAUAUUUAACAUGGCAAACUGGAUGAUGCAUUGGGCUGUCCCCAGUGCAUGGCAUCUUUCCAGUCAAAUUUAAAGCUACCAGGAAAAGAGCAUUCAGACAUGUUGCUCCCACAGAAGUCAAUGGGAGAUUUUGUCAUUGACUUCAAGGGGAGCAGGCCCAAUGAGACUGCAGAAGUUACAAUUCGUUAAAUAUAAUUUUAGUUCCUUCUUCUUUUUAAUAUAUAUGAGAGCAGGGGAUUUAUAGCACUGUCUAGAAUGAGGCAUAGAGCUGCUCUACAAGCCUCUCUGUCUCCGAAGGCCUUAUAGCACCGCACGCCUGACCUGCAAAACUUCUCAUAUUCCAGUCCUGUCCCUUCCCUGAGAAGUUGCCCUGAAUGAUAUUUUGCAUAUUGGCUGUGGGCCAGAUUCUGAUAUUUUACACCAGUGUAAACCAAAUCCAUUACUUGCAAUGGUAUUUACACUGGUUUAAACACAAAAUAAAUUAGACUGGAAUCUGUCCUCUCACUGGGUAUUAUGCCAAGAUCACUAAACUGAUUUCUCUGCUGCCUUAUGGCAGGUUGGAACCCAGUUUUCCAGAGGCGAGAGGUUAGUAUAAUACAUUAACCCACUGCAUCACCUGCCCCUUUCCCAUAACCAGUCCUUGGUUCCUCUAUUUUUGAGCACAGUGGCACUGAACGCGUUCUGUUCUCACACUGAGGCAUGCUCGUAACCACUAUUAAUGUUCAUGAGAAUUCUGCAUGUGACUCAGUGUGAGAAUGGACCACUCUGAAUAAAUGAAAUGUAUUAAUUAAAUUAAUAGACACUAUAAAUAAUACAUUUAUAGAAACAGGGACAAUAUAGUCAUGCCAAUUAUAGCAUGGUGUUAGGAAAUAGAGCAUUUUUGCAAAUGACAACCAUGCAACUGUGACGUUAUUUUAUUUGUUGUUUUUCAGUAGUGCCCAGAGACUCCAUAGUGCUAGUUGCUGUACAAAUACAUGGAAAGAUUUGGUCCCUGCCCUAAAGACCUUGCAGUCGUGAAAAGCGCCAAGUCCUCAGCAUGCAUAGAGAAAAAACUGGAGCAAUACCUUUGUCUCCCUGUAUUAUAUUCUAAUUACAGUGCACAUCUGUUAUAAUAGCAAUACAACCCUCUUGAGAAUGUAUUGUUGUCUCCCAAAUAAUACUUCAUGGGAAGCCAGCAGCCCUUAUCCACAUUGGCACUGGAGGAGUAAACUCCAAAACCAGGUACACAUAUUAUAAAUUACAUACAAUAUAAUAAAUAUAAAAUAAUGGUCAAAUAAAACUUUAACGAAACUCCUCUAAACAGCAGGUAUGGUUCAGUUAGAGAUUGGGGAUGGGCAGGAUGAGGUAUGUUGGUUGGUUGGGUUUUUUUAAUCCAAAUCAGGUCAGCCAGACUUAAUUAGUAGUAUCUUUAUUUUGAGGUGCUUCUAAGUUGUGCCUGCAAAAUAUGGGCCUGAUCCAGUGCUCAUAAAAAUCACUGGAAAGUCUCCCUUUGACUUCAUUGGACUUUGGAUCAGGCCUUUAAUACAUGUGUGCACAAACUGGAAACCUGUGCCUGCAGAAUAUGCAUUGUGUAGCCAAGUGGAUACCUGAGUACCAAACAUGUAUUUUGCACAUGGACAUACUUUGCAGGAGCAAAUACAAUGCCGUCUUUGGGAGGAGGGAAAUUGUAUCCUCCCUAGUUUUAUGACACAAGGUGUGGAGUCCAUCCUGAUUAAAAAUAGAAUUAAAAUCUUCUGCUAUGGAUGUUCGGCAGUGCACAAACUAUUUCUGGUUUUGUGACAGGAAAAAACGCUGUAGAUGCUAGAGUUGAUGACUCAGUCCCUCCUUUCCUAAUCAGGUCACACGAAGUGCGUUUGAAGCGUUUUGCAGAUAAUCCUGAUGCUUUUAAAAAAAUACAUGCUGCAGGGGAGUGUCUUAGACAAUCUGGAAAAAAAAAACCUCAACAGGGAGGCAAAACACAUAGAAGAGAUCAAAAAAACUGUACUUAGCACUGAAGUAGAGUUUUUGUUUAAAAAAAUAACCACCCCACCCCACCCCAUGCUAAUACUUUGUAAUCUUUGAGUGAGUGAAAGCUUUAAGGUGGGAUUUUCAGUGUUGUCCUAUCUGUGCUCCCAUUGAAGUCAAUGGGAAUUUUACCAUUAAAAUUCAGUAAGACAAGAGAGAAACCAAUGCUGAGUAGUCUUGAAUGUUCUGCCCUUAACAAGCACUGUUAUAUCUUGCUUGUGAACUCAUUCUGUAGAAGCUCUUCCAGUUAUUACCGGCUUGUAGUGCCAGGUCAAUGUAUAUGAAACACUACCCUGCCUACCUUAACUGAAACUUCCCUUGCUAUGUUAUUGGUGUAGUUACACAUGUACACAGGGGCUAAGUCGGAAGCUACAUGCAUCUGAGUCAUUUUUGCAAAGGGAUGUGGAGGUGUUAAAAUGGAAUUCUUCAUGUUGCCCUCAAAGGGUGCUGCCUUAGAAAUGUGGGAUCUUGGUACAUUGACAGCCUUCACAUGUUCAUUUCUUGCUGUCACGUUUUUUUCCAUCUUCUUGAGAUGAAGGCAAAAGGCCUUUGAUUAAAGAAAAAUAUAAAUAACAUCAGUGUUUUUUAACAAGAAAACUUACCUAGUGUGAAGACUGAAGCUGACGGCCAAAAGGGACACUGUCAAUCUUAAAAUAUUUUUUUAAGUUGUUUGGUUUUGUUAUCUUGCUUUGCUAUUAGUAAUGCUGUGGAACAUUACAACUGAAAUCUGAUUUCUUGACUUGACUUGCAACUUAUUAUUUUUUUGCUAAUAUUUGUGAAAAUGGAGGCAGACUUGUGACCAUUCUGGAUUACGCAUGGCAGUCCAGUGACCUGCCCCUGCACUGCUCUGAGCACUCCCUUUGCUGUGCACUGCAGUGUCUGAUGCACUAGAGUUGCUUUGAUGUCUUCAGAGAUGUGAAUUUGCUGAUGUAUUGUGGUGGUUAUAUCUACAGGUGUUAAUGAAUGUGUUGCAUUCACGUUAAUAAAGCUGUUGGAGUUCA
Molecule: messenger RNA, 4202 nt
Organism: Chelonia mydas (Green sea turtle)
Lineage: Eukaryota; Metazoa; Chordata; Testudines; Cheloniidae
Gene: BLVRA
Product: biliverdin reductase A
Exons: 7
Coding region: 132-1022 (296 amino acids)
Biological process (GO): heme catabolic process
Cellular component (GO): cytoplasm
Molecular function (GO): zinc ion binding; nucleotide binding; biliverdin reductase [NAD(P)H] activity
Source: RefSeq, a predicted model, not a curated record